Wyeomyia smithii (pitcher-plant mosquito) is the source of this 2943-nucleotide messenger RNA. RefSeq names its product sodium/potassium/calcium exchanger 4-like. The coding region runs from base 516 to 2099 and encodes 527 amino acids. NCBI's taxonomy places the organism in Eukaryota, Metazoa, Arthropoda, Insecta, Diptera, Culicidae. Gene Ontology annotation, molecular function: calcium channel activity; calcium, potassium:sodium antiporter activity. Gene Ontology annotation, biological process: calcium ion transmembrane transport; intracellular calcium ion homeostasis. Gene Ontology annotation, cellular component: membrane. The record is from RefSeq and is a predicted model, not a curated record. The transcript has 6 exons.
AUAUUUUCCCACCCUGUAUGAAAGUGGUGUAAAGCCAUAAAUCGCGAAUGUGUCUUUGUUUACACGGGUGAACUCGUCCCGGUUAAUGACGGGCGGCGAAAGCCCAACUAGACAACAGAUAGCCCAUAAUUAUUGCUCCAGAACAACGGCCAGGCGGCGUGGCCACCCGUCUGUUUGAAGCGUGGAGUCAUUCCCAUGUCCAUAUAGAUACGACAGAUGAGCUGUUGAAAGGAAUGCAACCGCACUUAAGUGUUUUACGAUGAUAGUGACCCGGCUGAUUUGAACUGAUAUCUUCGAAUGGAUGGAGUGAUUUACAAACAAGUUAUAGACAGAAGAAAUUUGACUUCCCUGUAGCAUUCAUUGAUGGCCCGUCGCCGGUGGUGGUUCAUGCGGAACUCAUAAGAAGUGCUUCGAGUUGGAAUACGAAAGAGAGAACACGCGGAGAUUUGGUGACUAAAUUUGUGGCGAUUAUCUCGCAGUUUGAUAGGAGUUGAUAUAUUAGUGCCGCAGUGAUAAUGAGAGCAAAUGUAGUUGUUGUUGUUAUUGCUACAUUUUGGCUGAUUCUGUUCGUAGCUAACCUGGACGCAGUUUACGUACCAACAUUCCACGAUGUGUUCAAGCACCACCUGAGGCAAAAUCUGUCCACAGGAGUGACAGAUAUGGCCGUUUUCGACGAUCGAGCCAGCAUCGAUUUUAUUCCAGGGGCAAACGAAUCUCUGUCGCCGAUGGUGUGCGUACUGACCACCUCCAUGGAUGAUCUUCCUCCAGAUUAUUUCUCGAAAAAUGAACGACUCAACGGUGCAAUCAUACUGCAUUUCCUGGCAGCUAUUUAUUUCUUCACCAUUCUGGCUUUCGUUUGCAGUGAAUAUUUUCUUCCUUCGGUCGAGUGCAUAUGCGAAGAUCUGAACCUAUCGGAGGAUGUCGCCGCAGCGACUUUCAUGGCCUCAGCUACGUCGAUGCCGGAGUUUUUCACCAACACAAUCAGCACGCUAGUGGCCGAUUCGGAUAUGGGUCUCGGAACAAUCAUGGGAUCCAUGCUGUUCAACACUUUGGGAGUUGCAGCUUUAGUUGGACUGCUAACGAAAAGUCACGUUCAAUUAGAUUGGUGGCCGCUAACUAGGGACUCAAUAAUUGUCCUUAUUACCACGAGUUCUCUCGUCAGUUUUUUAUGGGAUGAACGGGUCUAUUGGUACGAAUCAGUGGUAUUCGUCGUUUUGUACAUUUUGUACUUCUUCGUAAUGUUUCAAAACGAUCGAAUGAAACGGAUAGCCGUAGACCUCAUCGAAACCCGUUGGAAUCUUUGUAAGCGAUUAGAAACCGAUACUAGAAAUGAAUUUACAGACCAUAAAGCUGGUCGAAAGUAUUCUAUCGCUGUUUUGGGUGAAGCCAUUAACACCAGCAUAGUUAUACCUAAGGAAGAAAAGCAGAUCCCUCAUAGCCCCAGUGAAUCAAAUGAAAAUACCGCAAUCGGUAUGAGACUUUUUCGAAUCUCAACUCAAUCGUGGUACAACAUCAUCUGGUGGUUUUACACCUGGCCGUUUCGAAUACUUGUCUGUUUGACUGUACCAAAUCCACGGGCCUGUCGUAAGCUUUACCCGUUGACAUUCAUCAUGUGCAUAGCUUGGAUCGGCGGCACAUCCUAUAUGGUUUUCUGGAUGAUGUCCAUUAUCGGCAGCACUUUCGAUGUUCCGGAAACAGUGAUGGGACUAACAUUUCUCGCCUUCGGUGGAUGCAUGCCGGAAGCCGUGUCAGCCGUUACAAUGAUAAGGAAAGGAAACGGAGCAAUGGGCGUAUCGAAUUCACUGGGUGCAAAUACGUUAGCAAUCUUGUUCUCACUCGGACUUCCCUGGUUCAUUAAAAACAUGAUGAUGGGAGGAGCUACUACUGGAGCAUACGUGGAGAUCAACUCAUACGGAAUGCAAUAUUCUGUGCUUGCUUUGUUUCUGGCUGUAGCCAUUUUAUAUGUAGUACUGUAUUUGGCCAGGUAUAAUUUGCGGAAGUUGGUUGGACUGGCAUUAUUUUUAGGUUAUCUCCUAAUUGUUGCUUUCAUGAUAUUAGUCGAACUAGAUGUUUUCUUUCCUUCAGAGAAUAUAUGUUAAUUUUUGUACUAGAACAAAGAUAACUCAUUUUCAAGGUGGUUUGGAGAUACUUAAACCUGUAGCCUUUAGACAGUCUUCAGUUAAACCUCCAAUCAGCUUCAAUCAAUACUUAAAAAAUAUUUAUAAAGUUUUAUAGUGAUUUUUUCGAAGUCUGUCUGAAAAUUAACUUGGGAACUAGAGGGUUAAGAAAUUAGGUACGGUUCUAUUUUUUGUUGCUAUGUUGUUAGGCUGUUACGAGCAUUUAUUAUAGAAAGUAAACGUUCAUAUACUUUAAUGAAUGUUUUUUCUUCACACUUUAAUGAAUGUUGUCAGUUGCAUAAUAGCGUAGCAACAAAUGACAGAGAAGAGUUUUACAAUAUCAAAAGUAAGAAUAAGUUUUAAAACUUUUCCUGUCAAAAUAACCUGGAAUCCGCGAAAUCCGAAAUGAACAUUAUUCGAAUGAAUAUUUGUUUACGUGUUUGGUUCAAUAAACUGAAUAUGUUUCACAGGUUUUAGACUUGAAAAUAUUGUUUUAAAAGAGUAUAUGCAUUUUAGCAUACACUUUAUUAAAAUUAUUGUAGCUCAAAAACCUUUGGCUUCAAAGAAAAUUUGUGUAGGAACUAGUUGUGGGUAUUUAAUACUGCAACUUGAAAGUAUACAUACCCAAUGCAAAAAACAAAUUGGUUUAGACAAAGCAAAACUUCCAAAUAAACUCUAGUUUUUUUUGUAUUAAUAGUUGAAGCUAUAACAGAAAUGUUAUUAAAAAGUCAGAAAUGUCAGAUGGUUAAACUCUAGAACAUUUUUGAAAUUCCAGCUGUUUUCGGGAAUAAUGACAAUGUUAAACGAUUCUAGUGGUCAUUUCAAA